Aspergillus heteromorphus CBS 117.55 is the source of this 1117-nucleotide messenger RNA. RefSeq names its product type 1 glutamine amidotransferase. The transcript has 3 exons. Gene Ontology annotation, cellular component: cytosol; nucleus. NCBI's taxonomy places the organism in Eukaryota, Fungi, Ascomycota, Eurotiomycetes, Eurotiales, Aspergillaceae. Bases 208 to 963 code for a protein of 251 amino acids. The record is from RefSeq and is a predicted model, not a curated record.
CGCAGGCGUGUCCGAUAAGCCUUUCCCACGCCACCAUCAACCAUUGCAGCAGCCAUUCCAUCCCGCUUACCAAGGUAUCAUCCCCAUCCUGUAGGAGGUUGUCCGUGUCCAAAUCCCUCAUUCUCUACCUCCCGCCUGCAGCCUCUUCGAAUCACAUCACCAAACAACCCCGCCCACCACACCACAACCCCAGCCACAACCACCACAAUGGGCCCCCCACUCCGUAUCGCCAUCCUCGAAUGCGACACGCCCGUCGAAAAGGUAAAUCUGAAGUACAAAGGCUACCACGGGGUCUUCUCGCUGCUGCUCCGCGAAAGCGCCGCAGCGCUCGGGCAGCCCGAAAAGCUAGAUCCAGAGACGGGCAUGGACAUCAGUGGAUGGGACGUGGUGACGGCCCAGGAGUACCCGAAGCUGGAGGACGUAGACGCGCUGGUUCUGACUGGUUCAAAACACGAUUCGUUCGAGGACCACCCGUGGAUCCUGAAAUUGAUCGAAUACACUAAGCAAGCCAUGCAGGACAAGCGCGUGAAGAUCUUCGGCAUCUGCUUCGGACAUCAGAUUCUGGCCCGUGCGCUGAACGUCAAGGUCGGGCGGAACACGGCGGGGUGGGAGCUGGCAGUAUGUGAGGUGGAUUUGUCGCAGGCUGGGAAGGAGCUGUUCGGAAGGGAUAAACUCCGCAUCCACCAAAUGCACCAAGACAUCGCCUACGGCUACCCGUCGGAGGUGAUCUCUCUCGGGGCGUCACCCAAAUGCGCCGUGCAGGGCAUGUACAUCCCCGGGAAAUUGAUCACGGUCCAGGGCCACCCGGAGUUCCGGGAAGAUAUCAUGACGGAGCUGAUCACGCUGCGCACUGCGACGGGGCUGUUCAACAAGGAACAGUCCGAAGACGCCAUGUCCCGGGCGGGCAUCGAACAUGACGGUGUCGCGAUUGCGGGAGCUUUCUUGAAGAUGCUUCUUGAGUAGAAGUGCUAGCUAUACAGGUAGAGCUUACGGCUGGGAAGGAAGGCUGGUAUACCUUCUCCCCGAUGACUUGCUAUUAUAGACGAGCGGUUUAUAUAGACGCAGAUACAGAUAGAUCUCCACAACCGGAAAUAUGAUUCCACGACGUUGACGCAAA